Molecule: messenger RNA, 2158 nt
Organism: Syngnathus typhle (broad-nosed pipefish)
Lineage: Eukaryota; Metazoa; Chordata; Actinopteri; Syngnathiformes; Syngnathidae
Gene: zup1
Product: zinc finger containing ubiquitin peptidase 1
Exons: 11
Coding region: 223-2031 (602 amino acids)
Source: RefSeq, a predicted model, not a curated record
UUUCCGGUGGUGUUGUGGCACGAAAAUGAAAUCGCCUGGCCUGUCAUUCUAAGAUAGCAAAGCGCAUGUGAUAUAUAUUUUGAAAAUAAACAAACCCACACGGGUAGGACGAACAUUUUACUUUUACAUUUAGAUUUUGUCAGUUUAUUGCAUUUUCUUUUAUAUAUAUAUAUAGUUUAGCCUCCGGAAGUCACAUGAUCGAGACGAGAAAUGUCUUGAUUAAUGUACAGAAUAUCAUUCGUUACGGCGGUGGUUAUGCUGACCUGUGAGAUAUGCAGUGAGGAAAUAUUGUUGGACGAGGACAUGAAGACACAUCUGCUCCUCAGCCAUUUGGAAAAUGACAUGAAUUGCCCACUAUGUUCUUUGUCUGGAGUGUCCUACGAUGAACUUUCCUACCAUAUUAGCUCUGCACAUCCAGACUACCAACACAAAGCCCAAAAGUCAUCUUAUUCCACUUCCUGUUGUCCUCCUCCAAUCGGCACAAAUUUGACAGAGAAUGAAGAUCCAAAGGCAGGCAGCAGUGGUCCAUAUAUAGAAGCAAAACCCUGUAGAUCAUCCAGUGACUCAUUGCCACUUCAACAAAGAACUGAUACCGUGUUUACCCAAAGUAAAGGAGUUUUAACCUGUGAGGGGACUUCAGCCAUCUCAUCAACAUCUGUCAGCCCAGGAAUAAAGCGUGGUCUGGAGAUGAGCAUUCCUGUUCUGGACAAUGCUGGGUAUUUAUCUGAGCAGAAAAAUCCCAAACAGAAGCGCCCAGCCUCUCCAAAGAAUGACCCAUUCUCCUGCCCCAUGUGUGCACAAGUCUUCCACAGCACCAGCAUUCUACAGGAGCAUGUUGAGUUACACUUGCAGGAACAGGAGUAUUCGGAAGCACCGGAGAAACUUGAGUGCCCAAUGUGCCCAGCUGUUUGCAGCGACAGCGACUCGCUGCAGCAACAUGUCGAACUGCAUUUAGACAAUGAGGCAGGGACCUCUAAUUCAGACUCAAGACUGGCUUGGAAACUUCAGCAGGAAAUGGACAAGAAGAGGAUGGCAGAGGAGAACCAAGUGGAAAAGGAGCAGUUUAAAAAGUUGCAGAGGCAGUUUGGCCUGGAUGGCAGUGGUGGCUAUCGCGCACAGAUGGAGAAGACCUUGAAGAGGGAUGUGGCCCGGGGCAUUAUGCCCCCCGCAGAGUAUCAUUUUAAGAGGGUGGAGAUGAUGGAGUCUCUCGCCUCAGGGGUUGAUGACGGCAGGACCAGAACUCAGGGUGUCAUUGAAGCCUUAUCUCAAUACUAUCAGACUGCGAGCAAAGACUGUGUGCACGUGUGGCUCAGCGCUGAUACUGAUCACUAUUGCUCCUCGCUGGGUGACAAAGGCUGGGGCUGUGGAUACAGAAACUUCCAGAUGCUGCUCUCAUCCCUCUUCAGACUUGAUACAUUUGCCUCCCCUUUACAAGACAAGUCAGUGCCAAGUAUUCCACGAGUGCAGAGUAUGAUUGAGGAUGCAUGGAAAUUGGGACUUGAUCCACAAGGGGCAUCUCACUUCAAUCAUCAGCUCCAAGGAACGCGAGCCUGGAUUGGUGCCACCGAGAUCUACGUCCUUCUCACUUCUCUAGGAAUCAGCGGCCGCAUUGUCGACUUCCACCAGCCAACAGGCCCAGGAGGUACCCAUCCCCAGCUCUUUGAGUGGGUCAAACAGUACUUCAGUCAGUCCAGCACGAGUAGUAGAUUGCCUCCCAGAAUCAUCCAGACCUCCUUGCCCCCACUGUACCUGCAGCAUCAAGGGCAUAGUCGCUCCAUUGUGGGUUUGGAGCAGCGGAAGACUGGAAACCUGUGCCUUCUGCUUUUGGAUCCUGGUUCGCCGUCAUCAGACACCAGGAAAUUGAUGAGUCGAGACACUGCGUCCAUAGCCAUCCGCAAUGUCCGAAAGCUUCCCGGCAGCCUGAAACAUAAGCAGUACCAGGUGGUGGGGGUAGAUGGUGUGUUGUCCACUGAAGAGAAACAGAUCCGCAUCUCGAACUCCAGAACACUGUGUGCUGAAAGGAUCCCAUGAAGUGAUUUUUUAUUUUUUUUUAAGUAUCUCACCAUCUCCAUUUUACCCAUGUUUUUAUGUGAAUAUUUAAUUUAUCAUUUCAACAUGUACAGUAUGUUGCACUUUUGCUAAUAAAUGUUCAAAAUUA